Messenger RNA from Sesamum indicum (sesame), 430 nucleotides. RefSeq lists its product as uncharacterized. Lineage: Eukaryota; Viridiplantae; Streptophyta; Magnoliopsida; Lamiales; Pedaliaceae. The record is from RefSeq and is a predicted model, not a curated record.
GUAUACAGAGAGGUAGGCUAGUAGAGGGAGGUGCUAUGGCGGCAGCAACGUUCAGAUACUUAGUGCAACUACACAAGGACGUUCCAAAAGCAGCGAGAUUCUACUCGGAGGGCCUGGGCUUCACCGUUGAUGUCUGCUCCCUGCGCUGGGCCGAGCUCCACUCUGGUCCGCUGAAGCUCGCUCUCUUGCAUUCUCCCAGUGACCAUGUUGAGCAAAAGGGUUAUUCAUCACUACUAUCAUUUACGGUAACAGAUAUCAGUGGCACUGUGACAAAACUAAUGGCAUUAGGUGCAGAACUGGAUGGUCCUAUUAAACAUGAAAUCCAUGGAAAGGUGGCAGCGAUGAGGUGUGCUGAUGGUCAUGUCUUAGGUCUUUAUGAGCCUGCUUAAAAGUUCCCCAAGACGAGUACUUAAAGGUGCUAGUAAUUGAG